AUGUGUUUAUUGCAAACCAGUCAAAAAUGGGAAAAUAUAAAUACAGUUAUAUGUGCGUGAGAUUCUCGCUAUCCUCUCCCUGCCUAUCGUAGAUUUAACACAUAUAUUUUUAAAGUCAAUUCCCAAAUUUCGUUGGAGCUUCGAGAUAGGUAGAUCAAUUAUUUCAGAUUUGAAACGCCAUUCAAAUAAAACCCAGUCAUCGGGACGACUAUUAAUAGAUAAUUAAUAGAAAUCUCAGAAGACUUUCUAGAAAGAUAAGCCGUGACGGACCUAGAUGCGAUGCCGUGAUAGGCGUUGCAGAAGACUUUGUUAUAAAUGCAUGUGAACACCACGCUUAUUUCAAAAUCUCUGAGAGUGUUUUUCCCUUUCAAAGCGUUGGGUUGUUACAAGGCACUUCAAUCCAGACGCGUUUGUUUUGUAUUGUUUAAAGAGAAGUUAAUGCUUGCACAAUGUCCGUGAAAUCAGAGGGCGAGGUGCAGUCAUGGGCGGGCAGCCUGCGGCAGGGCAGCCGACGGCUAUUCGAAAGAUCGGAAAGUGUUUUCUCAGCUUCUUCCUCUUCCAGAAAUCGGUUAGAUGAUGAAGAGUCCCUCAAAUGGGCAGCCAUUGAAAAGCUGCCCACUUAUGAUCGUCUCAGAACUUCGAUUCUGAAAGAUGUUCAUGGUGAAGUCAAUGUUACAGAUAUCCAACUGGAGAGCCGUCAAAAAGUGCUCGAUAGGCUUGUUAGAGUUGCAGACCAGGACAACGAACGCUUCCUCAAUCGACUGCGUAAAAGAAUCGACAGAGUUGGGAUUAAAUUGCCCGAGGUUGAAGUCCGGUACGAGCACUUGAAUGUCGACGCCAAUGUCCAUGUCGGAGGCAGAGCUUUACCUACGCUCACUAACUAUUAUGCCGAUGCAUUGGAGGGGCUGUUGGGAUCGCUUCAUUUAUACAAGGGCAACAAAACAACCAUGAAUAUUCUUCACGAUGUCAGUGGUGCGGUGAAGCCCGGCAGGAUUACGCUCCUUCUUGGGCCUCCUGCAUCUGGGAAGUCUACGCUGCUCUUGGCUCUUGCAGGAAGGCUGGAUAAAACUCUCAGAGUUAGGGGAUCAGUAAAAUACAAUGGGCAUGGCAUGGAUGAGUUCGUCCCAGAGAGGACAUCUGCUUACAUCAGUCAGCACGAUUUACAUAUUGGGGAACUGACUGUAAGGGAAACCUUGGACUUCGCUGCUCGCUGCCAGGGCGUUGGCUCCAGAUAUGAUAUUUUGACCGAGCUUUCCAGGCGAGAGAAAGAACAGGGUAUCAAACCAGAUCCGGACAUAGAUGUCUUCAUGAAGGCAACUGCAAUAGAGGGACAGGAGACGAACAUGAUGACAGACUACGUCUUGAAGAUAUUGGGGUUGGACAUAUGCGCAGACACCAUGGUAGGAGAUCAAAUGCGCAGGGGUAUUUCGGGUGGGCAAAAGAAGAGAGUUACAACUGGAGAGAUGAUUGUGGGAGCUGCAAACGCCUUGUUUAUGGACGAAAUCUCAACGGGUCUAGACAGCUCUACAACAUUUCAGAUUGUGAAAUGCCUACGCCAAUACGUACACGUGUUCAACACAACCAUGGUGAUUUCGCUCUUGCAACCUGCACCAGAAACAUAUGAUCUCUUCGAUGACGUCAUUUUGCUUUCUGAAGGUUAUCUCGUUUACCAUGGGCCACGUGAAUCCAUCCUUGAAUUCUUCGAGACCAUGGGAUUCAGAUGCCCUGAAAGGAAAGGCGUUGCUGAUUUUUUGCAGGAGGUGACUUCGCCCAUGGAUCAAGAACAAUAUUGGGCGAACAGAAACCAAGCAUACCGUUAUGUUCCAGUGAAGGAGUUUGCAGACGCAUUCCAAUCUUUCCAUGUUGGAACCAAAAUGAAUGCAGAGCUAUCAAUUCCCUAUGAUAAAACCAAAUCUCAUCCGGCUGCGCUGACCAAACAGCAAUUUGGUGUAAGCAAAAAGGAGCUUUUCAGAGCUUGUUUGGAUAGAGAACUUCUGUUGAUGAAGAGGAGCUCCUUUGUCUAUAUCUUCAAAUCCACUCAGAUCACUCUGAUCGCUUUGAUUGUGAUGAGCGUUUUCUUCCGAACUAAUAUGCAUCAACGAAAUCUGAAUGAUGCGACUAUCUACUUCGGAGCUCUCUUCUUUGGGCUUACACAGCUCAUGUUCAAUGGCCUGGCCGAAUUAUCAAUGACAGUUGACAGGCUCCCAGUUUAUUACAAGCAGAGGGAUUUCAAGUUCUAUCCUGCUUGGGCAUUCUCUCUUCCAACCUGGGUUAUGAGAAUUCCUCUCUCGGUACUGGAAUCUGUGAUAUGGACUAUUCUCACAUACUAUACCAUUGGAUUUGCCCCAAGUCCUCAUAGGUUUUUCCGACAAUUGUUGCUGCUCUUCUUUCUUUCUCAGUGUGCAUUAUCGCUUUUCAGAUUCAUAGCCUCUCUAGGACGGAAUCUAGUAGUGGCAAACACUUUUGGCUCUUUUGGUCUCUUGGUAGUCUUCGUUCUUGGAGGAUUCAUCAUCUCCAGAAAUGAUAUUAAAGGUUGGUGGAUAUGGGGUUACUGGAUUUCUCCUCUCAUGUAUGCUCAAAAUGGAAUUGCAGUUAACGAGUUCCUAGCAAGUAGAUGGCAAAAGGAAACGGAAAAUAUUGGUGUGAAAUUGUUGCACACUCGUGGACUAUUUUCUGAUAAAUGGUGGUAUUGGCUUUCUAUUGGAGCACUCUUGGGAUACAAUGUUCUCUUUAAUGUGUUCUACACAAUAGCAUUACAUUAUCUUGAACCAUUGGGAAAGCCGCAGGCGUCAAUGUCAGAAGAUGACUUGAAACGUAAAAAUAUUUCGACAACUGGUUUUCAUAACAGAGGCGAGAAUGGGGUUGAAAUGCAAAACAUCACUGGAGAAAUUCAAUCUGCUGGUGGGAGAAGUCGAAAGAGAAGUAGCAAUAUUUCAAACAGGUCUGAUUCCCUUGUGACAAGUGCCCGUGAGGCUGGCAGGAAAGGGAUGGUUUUGCCCUUCGAACCUCUCGCCAUGGCCUUCCACAAUGUCAGCUACUUCGUUGACAUGCCCGAUGAAAUGAAACAACAAGGAGUAACAGAGGACAGACUUCAAUUGCUGCGUGAUGUGAAUGGGACAUUCAGGCCAGGUGUAUUAACAUGUUUAAUGGGGGUGAGUGGGGCAGGAAAGACAACCUUGAUGGAUGUUCUUGCAGGAAGGAAAACUGGAGGCUAUAUUGAAGGUUCCGUCACCAUUUCUGGUUAUCCCAAGAACCAAGAAACCUUUGCUCGGAUUUCCGGUUACUGCGAACAAAAUGAUAUACAUUCUCCUUGUGUCACAGUCUAUGAAUCCCUCAUAUACUCUGCUUGGCUUCGUCUCCCCAAAGAAGUUGAUACUAAAACUAGAGAGAUGUUUGUGGACGAAGUUAUGACUCUGGUAGAGCUACACAACUUGAAAGGAGCUCUGGUGGGUUUACCUGGAAAGAGAGGUUUGUCCACAGAACAGAGAAAGAGGUUGACUAUUGCAGUGGAAUUGGUAGCAAAUCCAUCCAUUAUAUUCAUGGACGAGCCAACAUCAGGAUUGGAUGCCAGAGCUGCUGCAAUUGUUAUGCGAACAGUUCGCAAUACUGUGGACACGGGACGAACUGUUGUGUGCACCAUUCAUCAACCAAGCAUAGACAUAUUUGAAGCCUUCGAUGAGUUGGUGCUGAUGAAGCGCGGAGGGCAAAUGAUAUAUGUAGGACCUCUGGGUCACCAUUCAAAGGACCUGAUUGAAUAUUUUGAGUCAUUUGAUGGGGUGCCCAAAAUAACCCAAGGUUACAACCCCGCGACAUGGAUGUUGGAGUCCUCUUCUGUUGGAACUGAGCUUCGACUUGGAGUUGAUUUUGCAGAUUUGUAUCGCAAGUCCCGUCUAUAUGAGAGAAAUGAAGCUCUGAUAAAGGAACUAGAAGUACCAGCUCCAGGAUCAAAGGACAUACACUUUGACUCACAGUAUUCACAGCCUUUCUUUAUCCAAACAUGGGCUUGCCUGUGGAAGCAACAUUGGUCAUAUUGGAGAAACCCAGAAUACAAUGCAAUUCGCUUCUUUUACACAGUCAUCUGCGCUUUGAUGUUUGGCACAAUUUUUUGGAGGGUUGGUAAUAAGACACGAGAGCAAAGCAGUGUUACCAAUGCUAUGGGCUCAUUGUUUGCGUCCAUUAUAUUUUUGGGCGUGAAUAAUGCAUCAUCAGUUGAGCCUGUUGUGGAUAUUGAAAGAACAGUCUUCUAUAGAGAAAAGGCUGCAGGGAUGUAUUCAGCUCUCCCUUAUGCCCUUGGACAAGUGUUGAUUGAAAUACCAUAUGUUUUCAUUCAAGCAGUGCAAUAUGGAGUAAUUGUGUAUGCCAUGGUUGACUAUAAGUGGGAGGCAUCAAAGUUCUUCUGGUUCUUUUUCUUCAUGUUCUUCACAUUCCUAUACUUCACAUUUUACGGCAUGAUGACUUCUGCUCUCACUCCCAAUUCAAUGAUAGCUGCAAUUGUAUCCUCAGCUUUCUAUGGAAUUUGGAUGCUUUUCUGUGGCUUUCUAAUUCCUCGCAAUAAAAUUCCAGUGUGGUGGAGAUGGUACUACUGGGCAGACCCCAUGGCAUGGACACUCUAUGGCUUGAUUGCUUCACAAUUUGGAGACCUUGAUACUCUAAUGACCAAAACUGAUGGCACUCAAGAAUCACUCAAGCAUUUCUUGAAGAGUUAUUUUGGAUUUAGACAUGACUUCUUAGGAGUUACUGCAGGUUUUACAGUAGGAUGGGCUGUUCUAUUCGCCUUUGUCUUUGCCUUCGCUAUCAAAUUCCUCAACUUCCAAAAUAGAUAGAUCGACAUUGAAGGAGACCUCGCCAUGAUAUUGUUAUAUACACAUAGGCAUUCUCUCACCUGAGAUGAAUCCAUCCAUAUUUUAUAUGUUCAAGUUUUACCCUAAAAGCAUCUAUAUGCAAGGGAAGGGGAGUGUCAUCAAAGCCCAGCAGUAUUUCAAUGCCUAAUUUUGUGCAGUUGAAACUCUCUAUCCAUUUAACUAUUCUUUUGUCCGAAUAACUUAUUAUUAUUUAUAUUUUUUCCUUUA
This is a messenger RNA of Cryptomeria japonica (Japanese cedar), 5069 nucleotides long. Its product is annotated as pleiotropic drug resistance protein 1. Gene Ontology annotation, molecular function: ABC-type transporter activity; ATP binding; ATP hydrolysis activity. Gene Ontology annotation, cellular component: membrane. The transcript is spliced from 22 exons. Lineage: Eukaryota; Viridiplantae; Streptophyta; Pinopsida; Cupressales; Cupressaceae. The record is from RefSeq and is a predicted model, not a curated record. The coding region runs from base 450 to 4823 and encodes 1457 amino acids.